This is a messenger RNA of Aspergillus ochraceoroseus IBT 24754, 4491 nucleotides long. RefSeq names its product mRNA (guanine-N7)-methyltransferase (gene abd1). The transcript is spliced from 9 exons. NCBI's taxonomy places the organism in Eukaryota, Fungi, Ascomycota, Eurotiomycetes, Eurotiales, Aspergillaceae. Gene Ontology annotation, cellular component: nucleus. The coding region runs from base 1 to 4491 and encodes 1496 amino acids. Gene Ontology annotation, biological process: 7-methylguanosine mRNA capping. Gene Ontology annotation, molecular function: mRNA 5'-cap (guanine-N7-)-methyltransferase activity; zinc ion binding. The record is from RefSeq and is a predicted model, not a curated record.
AUGUCCUAUGCGCUCGAAACGAAGAAGCGAAAGUUCCAUCGUGUUCUAGAAUCCCUGACCAGACCUUUGAAUGGCGAAUCCUCCCCCAAACUGACCUCCGCGAGUUCGGCGCCUUCUCUUGAACAUGCACCGUCUGCUAAAAGGGCUCGAUUGAGCGGUCUGGGAGAUGGCGAUUUCCCCUCAGUUCGGAAAAAGACUUUUCAACCUGCUCGACCGAGCUCGAGUAACUCCUCUUCGUCCUUUUCGCCCCGACCUAGCUUCGUCCCUUGGGACCGCGACCGUUUUCUCGAGCGAUUGGAGACAUUUCGUCGGGUGGAUCGAUGGUCACCAAAACCGUCUGCAAUAAACGAGGUGGAAUGGGCUAAACGGGGCUGGGUUUGCUCGGAUGUAUCCCGGGUUACAUGUGCAGGGGGCUGUGGAGGUUCUGUUGUUGUGAAACUACCUGAUGAACUCGACGAAUUGGACGGCUAUGAUAGUGAAAAAAUACAGGAAAGAAAGGAAGUCCCUACUAUACAUCGCCUCCCGCUUGCAAACCCUGAUACUGCGAUUUCCGGGCUCCAGACACGCUAUUCACAUCUUCUUAAAAUGGCCGACAAACUACCCAGUUUGGUAGACUUGCAGCUUCCUGAACACUGGGAUCUACAAGCCAUCAUCUCUGUUCUACCACUAGAAGGAUUUCAGGGGCUUGAAUCGCAGGUAGAGACUACACCCACACAACCACCUGCUGGAGGUGAUGAAAGCCAGCAACGUGAACUGCAAACCUCUACCCAUCCUGAACCUGCAGUGAACGAAUCCGCUUUUGUUCUGGCAUUUUUUGGCUGGGAUUCUGUUGCAGAUGGAGCGGUCGGCUUGGCUGGCUGUGGUGCUUGUUUCCGGCGAUUAGGAUUAUGGAUGUACAAACCGAGGCAGGACGGUAAAUCUAGUGCUCACGAUCCACUAGACGUGGUCAACGAGCAUAUGGAAUAUUGUCCAUGGAUCAAUGGCAAAACUCAGAGCGGCACAGGAAAACCGUCUGAGAAGAUGGAGGGAUUGCGCAGUGGAUGGGAACUCUUGGCUCAGGGACUGAAAGUGAAGCACCUCCGGUAUAUCAGAUCGACGGAGCCCAUUGGCAGUCGUGCUGGCUCAGAAGCACCUUCCGUGGGUGAUUCGGUAGCUGAGGAGACAAGUGAUGAUACCAAAAAGGCGAAGGAUAGGGAAUGGUGGGCCAAGAUUCGGCGCAUGAGACAAAUGGACCUACGCCCGUCAUGGCUGAUGAAACCCAGCAAGCGCGCCGACUUAGAAGAGAAGCAGAAGAAGUUUUCUGUUUCCAGAAGUUCAGAAGCAACAAGACCAGUCAUGGACACCCCGGAGAAGAAUGGAAGUCGCGAUUCCCCCUCCGCAGCUGAUCCGAAUGGUAAUUCUGCAGAAAAGAAGCGAAGAGUGACGGAAGAUGAUGAUCGGUCAAGGCCUUCCACGGAUCGUCCAAUCUCUAAACGCAGGCGUGUCGAGGAACGGCAUCAAAAAUUGCGAAGACCUUAUUCUCGACGCGACGCAAAUGAUGUUACGCCUGUAUCCAGUCGAAAUGAAUCAUCGAAUAGAUCACCAUCCCCCCUUGUACCCAGGCGUUCCCCUACCCCUGAAGCACAGACACGACAGCGAAAACGACCGGGUGGCGGCGCGCGCAUGGGCCUGGUGGACCGCGAAACUAUCCGCCGGAGACAGGAAGAGAGAGAACGGGCUCAGGAGGAAGAUGCUAUGCGAGUCUCCCGGGAUCGCGGCGUGACCGAUAUUGUCCGUCAACACUACAAUGCCGUGCCCCAGCGAGGAAGGGAAUGGCGCAAAACCGAAAGUAAGAUCAAGGGUCUCCGGAGUUUCAAUAACUGGGUCAAGAGCACUCUCAUUCAAAAGUUCUCCCCAGAUGAGGAUUUCUUGUCCCGAUCUGUUGGCACCAAAGAAUGGGCUAAUGAUACCGCGCCGCCCGUAAUGGACGAGAAGAGACUCUUAGUCAUUGACUUGGGAUGCGGUAAAGGCGGAGAUUUGGGUAAAUGGCAACUGGCUCCUCAGCCUGUGGAUCUCUAUGUCGGUCUUGAUCCCGCUGAAAUCUCCAUUGCACAGGCGCGGGAUCGAUACAAUUCGAUGAGAAGUGGCCGUGGCCCCCGCGGACGCCGCGGACCCCUUUUCCAUGCAGAAUUUGCACCCAAAGAUUGCUUUGGCGAGUGGCUGGGCGACGUCGCUAUUGUGCAGCAAGUUGGCAUCAAUGCCAAUGCUGGGCCUGGAGGAUCUGCGAUGAGCUCCCGCUGGGGAGGGGGUGGUUUCGACGUUGUUGCUUCCAUGUUCACGAUUCAUUAUGCUUUUGAAAGCGAGGAGAAAACUCGACAGAUGCUCCGCAACGUGUCCGGGUGUUUGAAGAAGGGCGGCCGCUUUCUUGGAGUAUGCCCCAAUUCGGACAUGAUUAGUGCGCAAGUGGCAAAAUACCACACCGAACGAAAAGAGCGCGAAGCUGCGGCCAAGAAAGAGGAAGAAGAAGAAGAAGCGGGACCGGAGGAUGGUGAGGUGGAAGAAGAUGAUAAGAAGCUGGAAUGGGGCAACUCCAUCUACCGUGUUCGAUUCCCUGGUCAAACUCCCGAGGAUGGGAUUUUCCGGCCUCCUUUUGGGUGGAAAUACAGUUACUUUAUGGAGGAAGCUGUUGAGGAGGUUCCUGAGUAUGUUGUGCCGUGGGAAGCUUUUCGAGCGCUUACGGAAGAUUACAAUCUCGAGCUCCAAUACCGAAAGCCAUUCCUCGAGGUGUGGCAGGACGAAAAGGAUGAUUCGGAAAUGGGUCCUUUGAGCGAGCGAAUGGGGGUUCGGGAUCGAGCUACCGGCGGUCUUCAAAUGACGGAGGAAGAAAAAGAGGCAGCGAAUCGCCGGCGCCGCACCCCGGGUACGUCCUCCCGCAGCAACCCCAGACAACAACAACAACAACAACAACAACGCCAGCGAUCCCAAACCCCCCCCGUACCAGAAUACGAACCGCCCAUUGCGCCGCUCAACCAAGUCGGACAUGCCGCGCUGGUCUCGCUCUUGCGAUCGCAGACCCUGCGCCAGGUGAAGACACAUAUCCAGCAUGCGGAGCUGAAGCUCACCGACUCCGCGGGGGAAGUCAACGAGCGGUUCACGGAUGCGCGGGUGCGGUUUCAGAGGCGGAAGGACCGAGCGCGGAGUCAGUCGCGGGUGAAUAGGGAGGGAGAUGGAGAUGGAGAAGAGAAUGAGAAUAGGAAUCUGGAUGUUGAUGUUAAUGCGGGGGAAGACGAGUCGUCGGUGCUGGAUCGCUUAGAAGGCCAGGUUAGGAGUGUUACGGAGCGGCUGGAUGCUCAGAUGCGCAGGGCGAUUGAUUCCGAGGUCAGGGUUGAUGGGUUGGCGGAUAUCUUGAACAAGAUGGAGGCGGAGACGGAGCAGGAGAGGUUGGAUCGGACUCGGGCGAGCACGUUGGGUAUGGCUGGUGGGAGGCGGAAGCGGAAUACAAGAAGAGCUGCGAGGGAAGAAGAGGAGGAAGAAGAAGAAGAGGAAGAGGAAGAAGAAGAAGAAGAAGAGGGAGAGGACGAAGAUGAAGACUACGAAGCAUCCCUUUGUCGGAAGCUGGAUGAGAGACUAGCUGAGGACAGGGCCAAGUGGGAAGAGCUGACUUUGACUGAACGGUACUCGAAGAACAACAACUACAUCGGGUUUUACCGCAUCAUCCACGAAGCCAAACACCCCGGGGACGAUAUGCCGCCCGUUCCCCACGCCUCGACCUGGUUCGCUCACCUAGAGGACCCGACUGCGGCCUCGAGAAGGGCAUCGGGGGCCUCCGAUGGCCGUCGUACAGCGCGCCAGCGUCGCCGCAGCGCGUCGCCGGCUCAUUCAGACGACCUCGCCAUUGAACGCGAGCGUAUCUCGCUCCGCUGCCCGCUGACCCUGCUGCCGUUCCGUGACCCUGUCACGAGCACCAAAUGCCCGCACAGUUUCGAGCGCGAGGCGAUCAUGAGCAUGGUUACGCAAAGCUCCAUGACGGUUCCUGGUCUGGCGGAGGCUGGGAACGCACGGCCUCGUCGGCUGCGCGCGGUGAAAUGCCCUGUGUGCUCUGAAGUCCUGACGGUCAAUGACCUUCGUGAAGACCCAGUUCUACUACGGAGAGUCCGUCGCGCUGAAGCGGCCAUGCAGCGGGAUCGAGAAGAUGAUGAAGACCUUGGCUUUGAUGGAUCCCCCCGACAAAAUCGGUCCCGGGUUCGGCCAAGUGGGAUCACCGUGGCUAGUGAUGAUGAUGAUGAGGAGGAGGAGGAGGAUGGGCAUGGGCAUGGGCAUGGGGUGCGGAGGGCCGUAGUUAAGGGCGAGAUGGAUGUCGAUACCAAUGAUGACUACGUUUCUCAACAAGUGCGAAUCAAGCAGGAGAGGAUGUUGUCGCAAACAGUCACAGUCAACGAUGAUAUCGAGAUGGUAGAUGAAGAGGCUGAAGAGGAAGAGGAAGAGGACGAAGAAGAAGAAGAAGAAGAGUAA